Molecule: messenger RNA, 925 nt
Organism: Rubroshorea leprosula
Lineage: Eukaryota; Viridiplantae; Streptophyta; Magnoliopsida; Malvales; Dipterocarpaceae
Source: the annotation of a GenBank genome assembly
AUAUUUAAUUUAAUUUAUUCCUAAUUUUAUGACGCACGAUGGCAUCAGGAAAGGAAGCGUUGAUUCUUAUUGCAGGACUUGGAGCUCUCACUGAUGGUGUAACCAAUUGGUACAGUUCCUGGUGCAAGGGAAAAAUAGCUCUUCUUGAUGGCUACAGUGUUCUGUUGCUGAUGGUGUUCUCCGGCGGUGGUGACGGUGAUUGUUUCUCUGUUUCGGUUAUGCUUAUGCGUUGCGGGCGUGAGAUUCUCAAUCCCAAUACUCUUUACCCUGCAUUCACCGUGGCUAACCAGGAAAACCAACAGCCGAUCUCAGAAGAAGAGCGGCCUCUAAUUCUGGCGCAUCGUAUCUCCACGUUCAAGCUUUCAAGGCAGCCUACAUUCGAAGAGCGCCUUCUUGACCACCCCUUUGACUCGCUAGAGCAAACCCAAUCCUUCCUUUCCCGCCACGCAGCGUCUAUCCGGGUAGUCAUCAACGUGGGUCGUACCCCAAUUUCCGCCGAGUUUCUACAUCUCCUGCCUCGUUUGGAGUUAAUAGUGUCGACAAGCUCAGGCCUUGACCGCAUUGACCUGCCGGAGUGCCGGUGCUGGUUCGUUUGUGGCGGGUUGUGGCCUGUAAAGAAAGACUACGCUCCUGGUUUUAAGGAUUUGCUAGGAUGGCCUUCAAGGUAGCUUUCUGAGCACAUGUGUGUUGUGAUUCUGGCUGCUGCCUUGGUGCCUUUGUCCUGUAGAAUAGUUGGUUUUUUAGUGCAAAAAUAACUGUUCCUGCCACAAAAAACAGUAACCGUCUUGGUGAAGUCAGUUUGAUGCCUAAGGUUCAAGAAAUUGAGGGGUUCAAGAAAAGAUAGAGUAUCAUUGUGAACUCCUUUUAACUUCUAAAAGAGGUGGUUUUUUUUUUAUCCCUUUUCAAAGAAAGAUGAGUAUUCCUU